GAACCACAACCUCGACUUUCGUUCGCAGCACCGCACAUCCGCCCACCAUCCGCCAGAAGCACACUCUGCCGUCACCAUGUCGACCCCGUCGCUUGCCAAGUAUGUCAUGAAGCGGCCAUGGCUGCACAGCUGGAUGAAGCCGCUUGCCAAUUGGUACGGCAACGCUGCUGGCUACAGACAACUCGGCCUGAAGGCCGACGAUCUCAUUCCCGAGGAGAACGAAACCGUCCAGCUCGCCCUCAAGCGUCUCCCCCCAAAGGAAGCCUACGACCGCGUGUUCCGAAUCCGAAGGGCGUUCCAGUGCUCCGUUUCCCAUCAGUUGUUGCCGAAGGAGGAGUGGACAAAACCCGACGAGGAUACGCCCUACCUCACCCCACUCAUUGAGGAGAUUGAGGCUGAGCUGGCCGAGCGCGCAGAUUUGGACGCAAUGAUUGUCUCGAAAGGCAAGAAAUGAAGUGGUGCGCUCACACUGGGACAGCGAUGGGUUUCUGAGAUGACGAAAAGAAGCCAUGUACAGUGGUCAUAUACCGGGCGAGAUAGACGUGGAAGCUGUACAAUUACUGUCACAAAGAGUUUUGCUUGCUAUCUACUCUGACAAUUGACUUUCGAUUGGUUGAUUCCUUUCCACCCCGGACUAGAAGUUAUCACAACAUCUUUCGUCGAGCAUUAAAUCGAGCAACAGGUCAUCAUCAUCAUCCUCGUCUUCUAACAUGGCAGCGUCUAAAGAGAAUCGCGGCGUCGAACUCAGCUCUUCGCUUUCAAAACC
Messenger RNA from Verruconis gallopava, 766 nucleotides. RefSeq lists its product as uncharacterized. NCBI's taxonomy places the organism in Eukaryota, Fungi, Ascomycota, Dothideomycetes, Venturiales, Sympoventuriaceae. The transcript has 3 exons. Bases 77 to 454 code for a protein of 125 amino acids. Gene Ontology annotation, biological process: mitochondrial electron transport, ubiquinol to cytochrome c. The record is from RefSeq and is a predicted model, not a curated record.